GCUCAGCAGAUCCUCGAACCUGCACAAUUGAAGCGCUUCGCCUGCAUUUCCAGUCAAAAGAGUCGCCAGAAACAACCGUGAAACGCCAUUUAUUUUCCUCCAGCGGAGAUGGAGCGGGUGGAGGCCGAGUUCUGCAGCCUGGAGAACCCGCUGGUCGGGGAAAUGAAGCGCUUCUGCAGGAGCAUCACUGAAGCCUGCAAUGAGCUGAAGGAGGAGCUGACGCCGUACAGGAACGAGCGAUUCUACAGGUUGGCCCCGAUGCGUCUCUACACGCUCUCCAAGAGACACUUUGUGCUGGUGUUUGUGGUUUUCUUCUUCUGCUUCGGCGUCUCCACACUCAUCGGUGUGUCAGGACCAAAGAUCAUAAGUGAGAAUUACUAUAACGGGCUGAGCGUCAGCGUCAACGGCUCCAAGAUUGGUCCGUUUGACCUCAGAUCUCAGCCGCUGUCCAACUAUAACCAGCAGCUGUGGCUCACGUGCAUCAUUCAGCUUCAGAACAACAUUGUAGAUUUCAGCUGGCGGGAGUUCGGGAUGAAUGUGGAGCUGCAGGGUGUGAUGCAGGACGCCAGUGUGAUGCGCAUCAGUGACAACGUGCACAACAAGAAUAGAAGCCUGCGCUGCGCCGCUCAUCAGCAGGCGUGUGAUGAGAUCAUCGUCCUGCAUCUGGGUUAUCUGAACUACACUCAGUACAAGAUCAACGUCAGCUUCAGGAAUCUGCAGGACGACCUCAAGGACAACAUCAAGAAUGUCACUUUUGUGUUUAAGAUGUACAACGCCACCUUCUCUCAGGUGGAGAUCUGGUUCCGCUUUGUGUUUGUGGUGAUGACCUUCAUAGUUACUUGUAUGUUUGCACACUCUCUGAGGAAGUUCUCCAUGAGGGAUUGGGGAAUCGAGCAGAAGUGGAUGUCCAUCCUCCUGCCGCUGCUGCUGCUCUACAACGACCCGUUCUUCCCGCUGUCGUUCCUGGUCAACAGCUGGUUUCCGGGAACUCUGGAUGCAUUUUUCCAGGCUGUGUUUCUGUGUGCUCUGCUGCUGUUCUGGCUGUGUGUUUACCACGGUAUCAGAGUUCAGGGCGAGAGGCGGUUUCUGACCUUUUACCUGCCCAAGCUGCUGAUGGUGGGCCUGCUGUGGUUAUCAGCUGUAACACUGGGAAUCUGGCAGACAGUGAACGAGCUGCAGGAUCCUACAUAUCAGUAUAAAGUGGACAUCCAGAACUUCCAGGGCAUGAAGAUCUUCUUCCUGCUGGUGGUGUGUGUGUAUGUGCUGUAUCUGGUGUUUCUGGUGGUCCGUGCCUGUUCAGAGCUGAAGAAUAUGCCAUAUUCAGAUCUGAGGCUCAAGUUCCUGACAGCGCUGACACUGGUGGUGCUGGUGAUCAGUGUGCUCAUCCUCUACCUGCGGUUCGGCUCCAAGGCGCUGCAAGACAACUUUGUAGCUGAACUUUCAACUCACUACCAGAACUCAGCUGAGUUUCUCUCCUUCUACGGUCUGCUGAACUUCUAUCUCUACACACUAGCGUUUGUUUACUCGCCCUCCAAAAACGCUCUUUACGAUUCACAGCUGAAGGACAAUCCUGCGUUCUCCAUGCUCAAUGACUCUGAUGAUGAAGUGAUUUACGGGAGCGAUUAUGAGGAAAUGCCUCUUCAAAACGGACGCGCCAUCAAAGCCACGGCCAAAUACCAGGACGAGAGCGACAGCGACUGAAUCCCGUGUCUUAAACUGAGUGUAAAUAUACAGGCCAGAAGUCUAUUUUUAAAGCUGUGGUGUUGAAUGUAACUCCUGAUGUGGAUCUGUCAGUAAACCACACAUCUGAUGGAGGAAAAUCAGAACACUGUUCAGGUGAAUGUGCACGUUACAGGUUAUAUUUCAGCUCAAAGGGAAAACAAGAACAUCAUAUCUAGAGGAAAGAUGUUAUAU
Molecule: messenger RNA, 1914 nt
Organism: Danio aesculapii
Lineage: Eukaryota; Metazoa; Chordata; Actinopteri; Cypriniformes; Danionidae
Product: transmembrane protein 181-like
Exons: 17
Coding region: 109-1701 (530 amino acids)
Molecular function (GO): toxic substance binding
Source: RefSeq, a predicted model, not a curated record